AUUCCUAUCAGCAGAACCACAAGCAGUUAGCACCCCGCAUUGUUUCUCUGUAGAUCACUAACAGGUUGUAGAGAGAGAGAGAGAGAGAGAGAGAGAGAGAGAGAGGAGGAGGAAGGAGGGAGAGAUGGGGAGGGAUCAGCAGGCAGGUGUAGGUGCAGGCGCGGCGGCGGCGCACCGGGAGAAGGUGAAGCUGUUCAUGGGGGUGCUGGCGCUGCAGUUCCUGCUCGCCGGCUUCCACAUCGUCAGCCGGGCGGCGCUCAACAUGGGCAUCAGCAAGCUCGUCUUCAUCGUCUACCGCAACGUCAUCUCCCUCGCCCUCCUCGCCCCCUUCGCCUACUUCCUCGAGAAGAAGGACCGGCCGCCGCUCACCUUCUCGCUGCUGGCGGAGUUCUUCGUGCUGGCGCUCAUCGGGAUCACGGCGAACCAGGGGUUCUACCUGCUGGGGCUGUACCACCUGUCGCCGACCUACGCGUCGGCGAUCCAGAACAUGGUGCCAGCCAUCACCUUCGUGCUGGCCACGGUCCUCCGGCUGGAGCAGGUGGACCUGGGCCGGCGGCACGGGGUGGCCAAGGUGGUGGGCACCGUGGUGAGCAUCGGCGGCGCCACGGUGAUCACGCUCUACAAGGGCCUGCCGCUCUUCAGCCACAACCUGCACGUGCAGGCCGUCCUCUCCUGGACCUCCGGCAGCCCCAUCUUCAACUGGACCCUGGGCUGCGUCUUCAUCCUCGGCCACUGCCUCUCCUGGUCCGGCUGGAUGGUGCUCCAGGUGCCGGUGCUCAAGCGGUACCCGGCGAGGCUGUCGGUCAUCUCGCUCACCUGCGUCUUCGGGCUGCUCCAGUUCCUCGUCAUCGCCGCCUUCACCGAGGAGGACCUCAGCCGGUGGAAGGUGCAGUCCGGCGGGGAGCUGUUCACCAUCCUCUACGCGGGGCUGGUGGCCUCCGGCGUGGCGUUCGCGCUGCAGAUCUGGUGCAUCGACCGCGGCGGCCCGCUCUUCACCGCCGUGUUCCAGCCCGUGCAGACCGUCGCCGUCGCCGUCAUGGCCGCCGUCAUCCUCGGCGACCAGCUCUACACCGGAGGGAUCAUCGGCGCGGUGCUGAUCGUCAUCGGGCUCUACUUCGUGCUGUGGGGCAAGAGCGAGGAGAAGAAGACGAGGAGCCAAGACCCGGAGAUGGCGAGGCACCUGCUCGGGGAAGACGGCGGCGCGGCGGACAAAGAUCAGCAAGUGAACACCACUGUGCUGGCGUGAAAGCUGCUGCUGGAUGUCCCUUGGAGAUGUGUGUACUGAUGUGGGUGUUCGUAUCUACUACGGAGUACCUUUUUAACUAGUGUUUCAAGCGUGCGACCAAGAAGAAGACCCGUACUAGUUGACGAUGUGAACUGCCAAACACACUCAGUCAUAUUUGGUACCUACUGUGUAUAGCCCCUUGUCUUCGAGUUGUGUGUGUGUCUAUAAAUACACUAUGCUCCCUAAUUUUGAA
This is a messenger RNA of Aegilops tauschii subsp. strangulata, 1478 nucleotides long. RefSeq names its product WAT1-related protein At3g18200. Lineage: Eukaryota; Viridiplantae; Streptophyta; Magnoliopsida; Poales; Poaceae. Gene Ontology annotation, cellular component: membrane. Gene Ontology annotation, molecular function: transmembrane transporter activity. The record is from RefSeq and is a predicted model, not a curated record.